CUUUAGCCAGACAGGAUGAAAUUCACAUUAACAAGACAAGACUCAAGGGGAACAAAGCAUGAAUGUACUCAUGACACCGAUAACCCCUAUCUCUGCCCGAAGUUUUUACAUACCAAUUCUACUAGUCACACUUGGCCAUUCAGUGCAGUUGCUGAAUUAAUAGAUAAUGCAUACGAUCCUGAUGUGAAUGCUAAACAGAUAUGGAUUGACAAAACAGUGAUAAAUAAGCACAUAUGCUUGACAUUCACUGAUAAUGGGAAUGGUAUGACUUCAGAUAAAUUACAUAAAAUGCUAAGCUUUGGCUUCAGUGACAAAGUCACCGUGAAUGGUCAUGUCCCAGUUGGAUUGUAUGGGAAUGGUUUCAAGUCAGGUUCUAUGCGUUUGGGUAAAGAUGCAAUUGUUUUUACCAAAAAUGGAGAAACCAUGAGUGUGGGCCUCUUGUCUCAGACCUACUUGGAAGCCAUACAAGCAGAACAUGUUGUUGUUCCAAUAGUGGCCUUCAACCAACACCGACAGAUGAUUAAUUUAGCGGAAUCAGAGGCAAGCCUGGCUGCAAUUCUGAAGCAUUCUCUGUUUCCCACGGAGCAGAGUUUACUAGCAGAACUGGAUGCUAUCAUAGGGAAGAAGGGGACGAGGAUCAUCAUUUGGAACCUUAGGAGCUAUAAAAGUGCAACUGAGUUUGAUUUUGAGAAGGAUAAAUAUGACAUCAGAAUUCCAGAAGAUUUAGAUGAGAUAACAGGGAAGAAAGGGUACAAGAAGCAAGAGAGGAUGGACCAAAUUGCCCCAGAAAGCGACUAUUCCCUGAGGGCUUACUGCAGUAUAUUAUAUCUAAAGCCAAGAAUGCAGAUCAUCUUACGUGGACAGAAAGUGAAGACACAACUAGUUUCGAAGAGUCUUGCUUACAUUGAACAUGAUGUUUAUCGACCAAAAUUUUUAACGAAAACAGUGAAAAUUACUUUUGGAUUCAACUGCAAAAAUAAAGAACAUUAUGGGAUAAUGAUGUAUCAUAAAAACAGACUCAUCAAAGCUUAUGAAAAAGUUGGAUAUCAGUUAAAGGCAAACAACAUGGGUGUUGGAGUAGUGGGAAUUAUAGAAUGUAAUUUCCUAAAGCCAACUCAUAAUAAGCAAGAUUUCGACUAUACUAAUGAGUACAGGCUUACAAUACUAGCACUGGGAGAUAAACUGAAUGAUUAUUGGAAUGAAAUGAAAGUGAAGAAAAAUGCAGAAUAUCCUCUAAAUUUGCCUGUUGAAGAUAUACAGAAACGUCCUGAUCAGACAUGGGUUCAAUGUGAUUCCUGUCUAAAGUGGCGAAAGUUACCAGAUGGGAUAGAUCACCUCCCAGAAAAAUGGUAUUGCUCCAAUAACCCUGACCCACAGUUCAGAAACUGUGAUGUUCCAGAAGAACCUGAAGAUGAGGAUUUGGUGCAUCCGACUUAUGAAAAAACCUACAAAAAGAGAGACAAGGACAAAUACAGGAUCAGACAACUGGAAAGGCUCCCUCAGAUUAAUACUGAACUGUUGUUUUCAACAAUCCCUUUGCAAAGUAUUUCUCCCGUGAAGGACACUGUUCCAAGAGGACAUCUUUCAGAAGCAGCGAAUACUUACGCAGCACGACUUGUAAACAACAGGGGUUCACCCCAGUCCGAGCCUGAGAGCAACAGCAUGAAACGGAGACUUCCUAUUCGUUCCUCAAUUUUGAAUGCAAAGACUCCGAGAUUGAGUAAUCAAGCAUUUGAAAAUCCAGCUUCUAGAGAGGAUGAUGAAGAUGUCAUCAUCUUAGAAGAGAACAGUACUCCCAAGCCUGCAAUAGAUCAUCAGAAUGUUGAAAUGAAACCAGAACAGAGUCACAUCGAGCAAAGUAUGGGUGACAUGCUUCAGGACGAGCCUAUGGGUGACAGUGAACCUUGUGACCAGACUAGUUCAACAGGCACCUUGCCAUCCAGGUGUGAUCAGGCAACUGCUGUGGCCACCCAGACUGAAGUCCCAGGUGUGGUGGUUAAAAAGGAAGAAACGAUUGAAGAUGACAUCAAUACAAGAAAUGAUACAGCUGCACUGCCAUCCUGUGUGGAAGCUGAAGGGAAGCCACAGGAAAUGCAGGAGACCUUUGAUAAAGCUGUGGGUGAUGCUGGGUGCCGGGUAAAUGAACUGAGAAAUGAGCUGCUUCUAGUUACUCAAGAAAAAGAAGAUUAUAAAAGACAAUGUCAUAUGUUUACUGACCAAAUCAGGCAGUUACAACAGAGGAUACUGGAAAUGAAUGACAAAUACGUGAAGAAGGAAACCUGCCAUCAAUCUACCGAAACCGAUGCUGUGUAUUUACUUGAAAGCAUUAAUGGCAAAUCUGAAAGUCUAGACCACGUGGCAUCUCAGUACCGGCAAGCUCUGGACGAAAUAGAAAGGCUGAAGAAACAGUGCAGUGCUUCGCAGCAUGUGAAGCACGAAUGCAGUCAGUGUUCCAAUAGUGAGAGUAAAAGUGAGAUGGACGAAAUGGUCAUGCAGCUGGAUGAUGUGUUUAGACAGCUGGACAAAUGCACUGUCGAGAGGGACCAGUAUAAAAGUGAGGUUGAAUUACUGCAAAUAGAGAAAUCACAAAUUCGUUCACAGUGUGAAGAACUGAAAACUGAAAUUGAACAAUUAAAAUCUGCAAGUCAACAAAGAGGAACAGAUGUUUCAACUUCAAGUAACAUUGAGGAGUCUGUAAAUUAUGCUGAUGGGGAAAGCUUCAAACUGCGAUCUCUCCGAGUUAAUGUGGGACAACUGCUGGCCAUGAUUGUACCUGACCUCGAUCUUCAGCAAGUGAAUUAUGAUGUUGAUGUCGUUGAUGAGAUUUUAGGACAAGUUGUCGAACAAAUGAGUGAAAUCAGUAGUUCUUAAAGUCUAUAUUAUUCGAUAUAAUAAAACUAUUUGCUCAGU
Messenger RNA from Myotis brandtii (Brandt's bat), 2910 nucleotides. RefSeq names its product MORC family CW-type zinc finger 3 (gene MORC3). Lineage: Eukaryota; Metazoa; Chordata; Mammalia; Chiroptera; Vespertilionidae. Gene Ontology annotation, molecular function: ATP hydrolysis activity; zinc ion binding. The transcript has 17 exons. Gene Ontology annotation, cellular component: nucleus; PML body. The record is from RefSeq and is a predicted model, not a curated record. The coding region runs from base 16 to 2871 and encodes 951 amino acids.